This is a messenger RNA of Petromyzon marinus (sea lamprey), 3054 nucleotides long. RefSeq lists its product as uncharacterized. Lineage: Eukaryota; Metazoa; Chordata; Hyperoartia; Petromyzontiformes; Petromyzontidae. Gene Ontology annotation, biological process: protein phosphorylation. The record is from RefSeq and is a predicted model, not a curated record. Gene Ontology annotation, molecular function: protein kinase activity.
GAGGAGGCGGCCGGCUCGGCGGGGGCCGACGGAGAAACUUCAUCUUCCCCGCCACCGCCACCCCGGUGGAAGAUCGGCAUGGUGAAGUCUGGCCGCCUGGGCCUGUCUCGCUCUGUGGAGAGGCUCCACUCAUCCGGUCCACCCGAACACCCGGAGCGGAGCGGCCCUGGCCGGGCCUGGACUCCCGCUCGCCCGACUCCCUGCUCGCCGCUGCAGGAGGACCCGGAUCCGGCUUACAGUCCGGUCCCAGCUGCACCCGAGCGCCACGCGCCACAGAUGUCGCUGCACCGGACUCGCUCCGUGCCCCUGUCUCCCAACAGCUCUUCGCAGCUUCACGGCGCUGGACACCCCGAGCGCAAGGGUCCCGAUCGCCCCGAGCCGACGAUCGCAGGGGCGGCGGCGCGGCCCCCCGCGCCCCCCCUCUCCGUGCCGCCGCUCUCCCCCGGCGCGACCUCCGGGCCCCCCGGAACGACCCGCGGGCCCCCCGGUGAGGCCACGAGCCCCGUGUCCUCGCAGGAUUUUGUCUACGGGAACAUGGGUGAGGGUCGAGCCAGCAUGGCCCCCGCGAAGCAACCGCGGGCCACGCGCACGGGGGGGCCCAGGGACGCCCCCUCCCUCCCCUGCUCCCCCCGCUCCGCCGCCAACUCGGCGGCCCCCACGCCGAACCCCCCGGCCGGCGCGGCGUGGCCCCCCCCUCCCUCCUCCGACGCCUUCCGGUGGGCCCCGCCCGCCUCCAAGGCCUGCCGGGAGCUGCCGUCCCUGCCGUCCCUGCCGUCCCUGCCGGCCCUGCCGGCCCUGCCGGCCCCGGCUUGGCCCGCCUCUCCCUCGUUACCGCCGCCGCCCGUGCCUCCGGCGCCCGCGUACGGCCCGGCCCCCCCUCCGCCCCCAACGACGCCGCCUCCCCUGCCCCCGCCGCCACCGGCGCCGCCGCAGCAGCCGGCGCCGAGGCCGCCGCCGGCCAAGAAAUCGGCCGAUCCGGCCGUGCGGCUCCCCGACGGCCCGGCGAGGCCCGGCCCGCCGGAGCGGGCCCGCCGGGACGCGGUGGGCCGUGCGGCGACGGCGACGACGCCGGCUUCUCCUUCGUCCUCCGCGUCUUCGCCGUCGCCACCGUGGUCGUCGUCGUCGUCGUCGGCGACCUCGUCGGCCCGCUCGCUGCCGCAGAAGCCGCUUCGUCACGGCAAACCGGACAGGAUGGCGGCGGCGGCGGCGGCGGCCGUGCCGACGACCCUCGGGUGGCGGCCGACGCUGCUGGAGGGCGUGGAGGACAGCGUGGGCGUGGCGGCGAGGAUCCGCUGGCUCCACGCCGACGCCCUCCGCUCGCUCACCGCUCGCUGUCACCGGCUCUUCGCUCUGCCGGCGCCGCCCGAGGAGGGAGGGGCCGGAGGAGACGGAGCCGCCGGGGAGGGAGCGGCGUGGAGCGAUUUCACGCUGCUGUCGCCACGCCCGUGCUGCGCGCUGCCCGGCGCCGUCUUCUACGUGGCGACGCGGAGACGGGGCCCGCCGGGGCCCACAUGCGCACUCAAGGUCUCACUGCGGCCGCGGACCCCCCACCAGGCGGACCCGUGCCCCUCCUCCACCCGUCGCCCGCCCCCCCACUUCAACGUCCUCCGCACGGGGCCUCCCGUGGCCAUGUUCGUCCCCUCGCACCUCGGCCCGCCGCCACUCCCCGCCGCUCCGGGGCCGGUCGCCCCCCUCCCCCCCACCCCCGGCGCCCCCGCGGCGCUGCUCCGCGCCGUGAGCGUCGUCCCGGACGUGCCGCGCCGCCCGCUCUCGGCGCUGGUGCGCUCCACCGUGUCGCUGCACCGCGCCGAGCCCGAGCGCUACGAGCGCCUCGCGUGCCUCCUGCUGCUGCAGCUCGCGGCGGCGCUCGAGCACCUGCAGGCGCACGGCCGCAGCGCCGGGGCCCGGGCCCUGCGGCCGCACAGGCUCUACCUCGCCGCGCCCAGGCCCGAGGCCGCCGCCGCCGUCGCCGCCGCGGCCUCCGACGCCGCGGCCUCCGACGCCGCGGCCUCCGACGCCGACCUCGAGCUGCAGAGGCUGCUCGUCGUCACCGAGGACGAGGAGGAUCACGACGAGGCGGGCGAGGGGGAGGACGCGAGCGGGCACUCUCACCGGGGCGAGUCGGAUGCGUUCCACCUGGGCCUGCUGGCCUACCACCUCGCCCACCUGCCCGACCCCUUCAGCGACGACCCCACGCUGGCCGACCGCCUUCGCGCGCGCCGGCCCGAGCCGCCGCGAGGGGACGGCGGCGGCGACGACGAGGAAGAGGAGGAGCGGGGAGAGCGAGGAGCUGCCGCCCUUCCCGCCGCUGUCGCUGUACUCGGCGGGCCUGCAGCGGCUGGCGCGAUUCCUGGCGACGCGCCGCGGCCGUCGCGCCGCGGCGCUGCGCGACGCUCGCGCGGCGCUGCAGUGCCUCCUGUGGGGGCCCCGCGCCGACGCGGUGCGGCUCAUGGCCGGGGGCGGUCCCCCGGCCCCCCCGCCGCCUCGCGCCGGCGGGAGCGGCCGACCCGCGCUCCGGGCCGAGCCGCUGCAGAACUGGCUCGACGUGAAGCGGGCCCUGCUCAUGGUCAGGUUCGCCGAGCGGUCGCUGGAGGCCGGGGCGGGCGACGGCGGAAGACGAGGAGGGGUGACGCUGGAGGACUGGCUGUGCGCUCAGUACCUCGCGGCGCCGGACCCCGCAGAAAUCUCCCGGGCCGUGAAUCUCCUCCGCAUUGACGCGUCGCCGUGAGCGACGACCCCGAGCGUUGGGGGUCGUCGCCAUGAGCGACGACCCCGAGCGACCCCGGGCGUUGGGGGUCGGGGUCGGAUCCCCCCCCCCCCCCCACCGGCCGGGGUGAGUGGUGGGCGACGGCGUUGAGGCCGCCCUGGGGCCCGGGCGAGGUGGACGGCGGCCCGGUGGCGCUGGGGUUCGUGGUUGCCGUCAGGACUGGGGUUGACGCGACUCUCUCCGUCUUGCACUGGUGGGGGGGGGUCAGGGGGCGGGGUGAGUGUCGGUGAGUGAGUGUGGAUGAGUGUGGAUGAGUGUGGAUGAGUGUGGAUGAGUGUGGAUGAGUG